GUGUUUUCUUCCUUGUCGCGGAGUCGCCUACCAAAAGAAGCAGCAGGAGCCAAAGCGAAAGUCAAAUCGGAAUUUCAGCUUACUUUGCCGUUUUCAUGCUUUUUCUCUCAUUCGGCGCCCGCGUUGCUGCUAUCUUUGGAAAAUGGAUCCUAUUUGGGCGAGCUAACGCUGGCAUCGGUGGCGGCGGUUCCUGAUCUUCUAACUCGGUGAUUUCAACUCCGGCAUAGUCAUCGCUGUCACUUCCGUGGCUGGCUUUGCUAUCGCCGCCACCGUCGCCUACUCUCUUAGGUUAAAGAAAAAGGGGGAAAACGAUCACGGAGCUUAGAUUUUGAUUAUCAAAGGCAAAGUAGAAAUCGAUAUGCUUACCGAACAGAAACCAUUGUUGAAAGCUUUGCGGCGAAGUCACACGGCUUCGUCGUCGUCAUCAUCAGCAGCAUCAACAUCAACAUCCUCAUCCUCAGCAUCGUCCUCAUCAUCGGCUUCAAAUACUUCAUCUUCUUCAUCGUUGUCGUGGAGUCAUUUGCGAUCGGUUAUAUUAGUUGUUGCUUCUUCCUCUUCAUCGUCAUCUUCCUCAUCUUCUUUCCAACCACUUCAAACUGAUCGGGGUAGCCUAAAAUCACCUUGGUCUCACAGGAGAAGAAAACAUGCCCUUCUACCUAAACAAUGGAAGAAUUUGUUCACUGCAGAUGGGAAACUCGUUGAUGGUGGUGUCAAGUUUCUGAAGAAAAUUCGAAGUGGAGGUGUUGAUCCAAGUAUUAGAGCAGAGGUGUGGCCGUUACUCCUUGGAGUAUAUGACUUCAACAAUACGAAGGAAGAAAGAGAUUCCUAUAGAAGUCAGAAACGGAAAGAGUAUGAAAGCUUGAGGAAACAGUGCCGCCAAAUCCUUAAACAUCUUGAGAAGAGUGGUAAGUUGAAGGGAACUGCUGGAAACAUCUGCAGUGAGGACUUUGGUAAUUUCAGUCGAAUUCUUGAUUCUCCAGGCUUAGAGGACGUGGUUAGUAGGUCCCACUCUACCGAUGGAGGAAGCCCAGCCAUUGAUGAUUCUGAUCUCCCGUUCUAUGAUCAUAGGCAUCCAACCCUGUUAUCCUCUGAUUCAUUUCUGGAGAGAGUUGUUGGCAAGAGUGUAGUCGAUAGUCAAGAUUCCUGUACUGGUGAAACAGAAUCAUCUUAUUCUGACUCUUCUGAAGACCAUGAAAACACACCUCUCCUUUCCUCAGAAAUAACCGAGGAAAAUAAUACUCAUAAUGAUGAUAAUGAUAGUUCCUCUCCCUCCCAGACAGAAGGCAGGCCUGCAUUCCACACUGAUGAAGAUUUUGCCAAAUGGAGGAGAAUCAUCCUCCUUGAUGCCGUGAGGGCAAAUGAUGACUGGAUCGUAUACACUCCUUCUCAGGCUGCAGUAUCCACAGUGAAAGCACAACGGUUGGCUGAGAGUGUUGGGUUGAAAGAUUAUGAUGACUUAAACCCAUGCAGGAUUUUUCAUGCUGCUCGGCUUGUUUCUAUCCUCGAGGCUUAUUCCCUUUAUGAUCCCGAGAUAGGUUACUGCCAAGGAAUGAGUGAUCUGCUCUCCCCAAUAAUCUCAGUGGUGGAGGAUGACUCCGAGGCCUUCUGGUGCUUUGCAGGUUUCAUGAAAAGAGCUCGUCACAAUUUCCGACUUGACGAGGUGGGCAUUAGAAGACAGUUAAACAUUGUGUCCAAGAUUAUAAAGUGCAAGGAUAAUCAUCUAUAUCGACACCUGGAGAAGCUUCAAGCCGAAGAUUGCUUCUUUGUGUAUAGAAUGGUUAUAGUUCUUUUCAGGAGGGAGUUAAACUUUGAGCAGACUCUUUGCCUCUGGGAAGUGAUGUGGGCAGACCAGGCAGCGAUCCGUGCCGGCAUUGCAAAGUCUGCUUGGGGGAGGAUGAGACUUCGAGCUCCCCCUACCGAUGAUCUUCUGCUUUAUGCAAUAGCAGCUUGUGUUCUUCAAAGAAGGAAACUGAUAAUAGAAAAGUACAGUAGCAUGGAUGAGAUAAUGAGAGAAUGCAAUAGUAUGGUCGGACAUCUCGACGUCUGGAAGCUUCUCGACGAUGCCCACGACUUGGUGGUCAACCUGCAUGACAAGAUUUAGGCCAAACACCUCUCUGCUUCUUUUUCUUUCUUUUUUUGGCUGAUUUUUCACCUCUAAACCUCUUGCAACCUUUAUGGAUAUCCCUAAACCAAGGGAUCCAAGUUAUUUGACAUUUCUGCUUGAAACAAGCGUUUGGUAGGCGAAUUCCCUGAACUAAGAAAAACUAUGAGUUUUACAUUUAUUAUGUUAUAUUGCCCGCGCUCAAUACUAGGUCUGGGUGAUAGUGGCAAAGCUGAGUAAUCAGCUACUUGGAAGCUUCUUUAGCUUUGC
Hibiscus syriacus is the source of this 2371-nucleotide messenger RNA. RefSeq lists its product as uncharacterized. Gene Ontology annotation, molecular function: GTPase activator activity. The record is from RefSeq and is a predicted model, not a curated record. NCBI's taxonomy places the organism in Eukaryota, Viridiplantae, Streptophyta, Magnoliopsida, Malvales, Malvaceae. Bases 359 to 2101 code for a protein of 580 amino acids. Gene Ontology annotation, biological process: activation of GTPase activity. The transcript has 5 exons.